Molecule: messenger RNA, 371 nt
Organism: Cricetulus griseus (Chinese hamster)
Lineage: Eukaryota; Metazoa; Chordata; Mammalia; Rodentia; Cricetidae
Source: RefSeq, a predicted model, not a curated record
AAUCCCUCAAGAUAUGGGGAAGUCGAGUUAAGAAAAGCCAAUUGGGAAGCCAGUUGACAGCCACCACAGGCUCUGGUGUAAAAGUUCUUCAAAAUUUCCAACCAUUGGAAGAGUUGGAAGAAGGACAGAAAGGAGUAGGCGAUGGCACAGUUAGCCUGGGUCUAGAGGGUGAUGAGGAAAUGACACUUACAAGAUGGACAGGGAUGAUAAUUGGGCCUCCAAGGGUGGAUCCAAGGGCCAUGCCAGUGCUGGCAAAAUGGCAGAAAUCCCAUAGCAUCAAAGUCAUCCUGCAGGAGAAUCAGCAAUUGAUGAUGUCAAAAGAGAACAUGAAGCAAUGUCAGCCAACAGAAGGACAGUGUUACAGCAAUUAG